GAGCAGCAGUACUGGGAUCAGUCACUCUCGGCUGGUCCUCCGACCUAGCCAACAACAUCCAGUGAUCAGAUCGCCCGUUAUUCUGAUAUGCGCAUCGGACGCGGAGACGCCGCUUGCUCUUUGGUUUAACAGAUCUCUUUAAAGCGGAGUUUGACAUUCAUGCCCAGCGGAUUUGUGUUCAAUCUUUCAUUGUGUAUCACCGGACGCGAUGGAGCAUUGGAAACAGUGCGCGUUAUGGCUGAUCAAUUGUAAGGUGCUCCCGGCGAACCAUCGGGUGACAUGGGAGUCCGCCCAGGUGUUCGAUCUGGCGCAGACCCUGCGCGAUGGGGUCCUCCUGUGCCAGCUUCUCAACAACCUGAGACCCCAGUCCAUCAACCUGAGGGAAAUCAACCUGAGACCUCAAAUGUCACAGUUUCUCUGCUUGAAGAACAUCAGGACCUUUUCACAGUCCUGCUCGGAGAUCUUUGGCAUGAAGAAAAGCGAACUGUUUGAGGCCUUUGAUUUGUUUGACGUUCGAGAUUUCGGAAAGGUUAUGGACACAUUGUCCAAGCUCUCACAUACGCAUAUUGCACAACAAACUGGAAUAAGGCCGUUUCCAACAGAAGAGAGUGUUGAAGACGAGGACAUUUAUAACCAUCUUGAGGAUCUGAUAGAUGAAAAUGGCGUCGAAGAUGAGGAGGAUCUAUACGACUGUGUGUACGACGAUGAUGAAGGUGGAGAGGUGUAUGAAGACUUGAUGAAGGUUGAGCUGGUUCAGCCACAGAAACAGGUAGAAACAGACGUCAGGAGCUGCUGCCUAAUGGAAAUCAAACAGACGGAGGAGAAAUAUACAGAGACUUUGGACUCGAUAGAGAAAUUUUUUAUGAAGCCUUUGGGACAGUCGCUUUCCAGCCUGGAGAUCGCAAAAGUAUUCAUCAAUAUUCCAGACCUUGUAAAAGUGCACAUGAGCCUUCUGAAGGAGGUCCAGGAUUCUGUUGUUCAUCAUAACGCCAGUAACCUGCACCAGAUCUUUAUCAAAUACAAAGAGAGAUUAGUCCUGUAUGGGAAAUACUGCAGUCAAGUAGAAUCGUCCAUUGCGUGUUUGGACGAGAUCUGUAAGAACAGGGAGGAUGUCAGGCAGAUGUUAGAAUUAUGCUCCAAGCGUGCCAACAAUGGAAAGUUUACACUGCGAGAUCUACUGGUUGUUCCAAUGCAGAGAGUUCUUAAAUAUCAUCUGCUUCUACAGGAACUGGUAAAACACACCCAUGAUGCCACAGACAAGACUAAUUUACGUGAAGCUCUGGACGCCAUGAAGGACCUGGCCCAGUAUGUCAAUGAGGUCAAGAGAGACAUCGAAACUCAGCGGGAUAUCGACCAGUAUCAGAAAUCUAUAGAAAACCUUAAUCAGUCUCUCCGUAUCUACGGGCGACCGAAAGGUGACAGCGAAGUGCGAAUAGCUACAGUCGACAAGCGAGCCAAACAGGACAGGCACAUCUUUCUAUUUGACGCCGCAGUCAUCGUAUGCAAACGCAAGGGGGACAACUAUGAAAUGAAGGAGGUCAUCGAUCUCCACUUAUUCAAGAUCACCAACAACCCGACCUCAGACAGAGAGAAUCGAAAGUGGUCUCAUGGAUUCUACCUCACACACAACCAGGGGCAAACCGGGUUUGAGUUCUUCUUCAAAACCAAAGAGGUCAAGAAAAAAUGGUUGGAACAGUUUGGCAUGGCACUAUCGAACAUUUGUCCAGAGAGUGGGAAAAGUAAUUUCCAUGAGUUCCGCAUGCACACCUUCGAGACGACCACAUCCUGCAGCUCGUGUAAAAUGCUGUUGAGAGGGGUCUUUUAUCAAGGGUACCGCUGCUCCAAAUGUGGCGUCGGCGCCCACAAGGAGUGUCUCGGCAGAGUGGAUGUCUGCGUCAAAAGCACUGAUUCCGGCUCCUUUGGACAACAGGCUGGUAAAGCUGCCAAAUGUGGAGGAGAUGCAGGUUUGCCCAAGAUGUUGGUUAUUCGGAAUUAUUAUGGAGUCCCCAGCCCCCUGUGCGGCCCACCCCUCAACAUCCAAGUUGGUGAUGUCAUCGAACUGGUCGAAGCGAACAUCCGGAGCAGCUGGUGGAAGGGUAAAGUCCUGGCAACUAAGGAGAUUGGCUUCUUUCCAAGCGACGCAGUGAAGCCUUGCCCAUGUGUUCCCAAACCGGUCGAUUACUCUUCACAGCCAUGGUUUGCCGGACCUAUGGAGAGGCUGCAGGCGGAGGCUACGCUGCUUAACAGGAUAAGCAGCACAUAUCUGGUCCGUCACAGGAGCAGAGAGUUGAAUGAAUACGCCAUCAGCAUCAAGUACAACAACGACGUGAAACACAUCAAGAUCUUAGCAAAGGAGGGAUGCUUCCACAUUACCGAAAACAGGAAGUUCAGAAGCAUUUUAGAGCUGAUCGAGUAUUACAAACAUCAUUCUCUGCGGGAGGGAUUCAGGACACUCGAUACCACGCUGCAGUUCGCCUACCGAGAGCCGGAGAACGGAGCCAACAUGUUCACUCCUAAGGUGAUGGGUGUUGCAAUAGCCCGUUACGACUUCAGCUCCAGGGACACUCGAGAGCUGUCGCUGCAGGAGGGCGAUGUGGUUAAGAUCUACAGCAAAACAGCAGCCAACGGCUGGUGGAGAGGAGAAGUCAAUGGGCGGGUGGGCUUGUUCCCUUCCACCUACGUAGAAGAAGGAGAGGAAUGAAGGUGUGAACGGAAGAGAAAGGAAAUGGAUCACUAAGAAGGCAGAAAUACGCGGCUUUUGAUCGGCCGUCUCUCUCUGUUUCUCAUCCUGAAGUGCCUCAGAGGGUGUGCUCGGGGUGCGAUGGAUGACGGACUGUCUCUCAGACAACAGAUUAUCAAACACAACCCCGGUGCACACGUGGACCGGACUGCAUUUACAACCGCCCGGGGUGCUGGAUGAAUUCAGACCUGUGCGUCCUGUUUCCGGCGACACGGAACGGAUGGAAUGGCACUGAGAUGACGCCAUGAGCUAUUUUUGUGUGUCUGUUGGCGCUAACCUUGCCGGAGUCCUGCUUACCUAAACUCCGCCCAGAGGUGCUUUUUUUACACGCGCAUACCACCUCCCUCUCCCACCCAUUCAUUCAUCUCAGAUUAAGAUCACAGACGUGUCAUGUCGGCGCUCGAACGUAAUUGAUCGCUGUAUUUCUUAAGUAAUCUCUCAUUUUCAGAGUUCUGCUUUUGUACGUCGCCCCGUUUGUGCGCUUAUCUUGGCAGAUGCAUUGUGGGGUUGUCGCGGCCCGUUUAUCUGAUUCGUGUGUUACGGCAUCGCCGGGGAAACGUUCAACGAGUUGGCACCAGCCAGGCAGUUGACGGCAAACAAAAGGCUUCGCAGUGACAGGCCUGUAAACAGCUUUUUUCGGCGCUGGAAACAUCGAGUCUCUUCAUGCAGAAAGGAUCCUGUUAGAUACCACAGGCACCGCUUCUCACUCAAAUAAUGAGAGGGAUUUACACACAUUUGCAGGAAUAAUUGACACUUUGGAGAAAAACUAACCAGAUAAUUCGGCUUUAUAUCCACCCAGAGGACCAAAGCAUUGCACGUCUCUCAGAAUGUGUCUCGUAACGAGACCGAUACGGGUUGUGGAAAUCUGAUGUUGAUCAUCUCAAAGUUGUAAUCUUGUCUGGAUCAAUAGGAUCCGGAGAAUGAUCUGUAAAUGUAAAGAUGUCAGUUGUCUGUGCUGACGGGUUGAUGGAUGUGUCGGCAUUGUUUCACAUCCUCCAUCACUGAAAUCCUCUCAGAUGUAGCUACGGGAUUCAUUCUCACAAGGGUUUCCAGAGCUGUUAUGAACUCGGUAGAUUCUUCACCUGCCUCCAGCUAAACAUAGAUGUGCGAGCUUAAAACUGUUAAAACGCGAUGAAACAAAAGCCAGUUGAAGCGACCGUGUUUAAAAGGGAAAAGGUCAUGUCAGGAAACGCUCCAAACCGCUAGAUUUUCGUCAAUGGUUAGAUAAAAGCGCUCUUACAAAGAACAUUUGUUUAUUUGUGAUCGGAAAAGAGAGCUUGACAGGAAAACGCAUUCACAGAACUGAGGAAGGCAGAACAAACGUGAGCUACAGCCAUAAAGAGCUGGCAAACAAAAGAAACUUAAACAUGCCUGUAGUCCAGACCGAUACUUAAUACACCUAAUACUUAAUCUCCUUUUUGUUUGUUGCUUUCUUUUAGAUUUCCAAAGAUAUACUAAAUGUAUAGUUGUCAUCUGAUACCGAGCGAGAAUAGAUUUUUUUAUUGAUGAACUAUGCGAAGACACGUCAAGUGUUAUUUCUUUUGCACUUAUGCUUUUUGUUGUUCUUAUGUUGUUUCAAUUGCCUCCAUUGUUUCCCACAUCUCUAAGUCACUUUGGAUAAAAGCGUUUGCUAAAUGUAAAUGAGUAAAAAUUGUUUAAUAUUUAUUUAAAUAUCUGUUUUAUGUUUGAAUUGGACAAAUGUAUAAAAAUCAGUGUUGUUGUUUUUGGAUUUAUAAUGUGAAUAAUGUAUUGUUGAGUCUUGAUCCGUUUCGCUGCCCUUCUGACACAUUGUAGUGCAAAGUAACACCACCAGGGGGCAGCAGCACAACCAGGUGCGUCACUCCCAUCCUUCUCUACAGUCUUAAUCUUUCUUUUUUUCAUAGUCAUUAUAAUCGCAUCUACCAUCGGUUUACAGCACAGUCCAGAUCAGGGCUAACCCUCCUUUAUGUUCAAAGGUUAAAGGUCAGUUUCAGUAUCGCUGUUUUUCUUCUUUUUGGGCAUUAACUGAAAGAGGAUUUUUGGUGGGGCACUGAAAUCUGGAGUAAGAUCCGUGCCCAAGGCAGAUUAUAGUCUCCUCCUGGGUGCACUGUUCCCUACACUCAAACUGCGAGCAGUAGAAUUGGUUUUCUAAGCUUUCUCACCGGUAAUCUGUUCCCACUCCGCUCUCCCCAGAGAUGAACCCUGACAGGACGGAUUUAACAGGCUUCCACACAUCCUUAUAUAUUUAUAUACAGCAGAGUCUGUGGGCCACUAAUCACCCAGCGAUCUCUAACCUCGACGGAACAGGAUUUCUGCCUCUCUCUCUCUCCCACACACGCAAUAUCUUCCUCUAUGUUCUUUAUCUCACACCUUUAUAAUCCUAUCUUAUUCUGCUCUCCUGUGGAUGUCUUUCAUAAUCUUGGGGUGCUGAAGCUGGGCUGUCCCAUCAUGCCUUUGCGAAAAAAUAAGGCGUACUUGUCUCAUGUGUUGUGUUGUCGUGUUCUUUGAUUAUUUUUGGAAAUAUUGUAUAAAUAUUGUAAGUGACUUGUGGCAAUUCCUUGGGGCUGUUGAACUAGCAAAAAAGCCUUAUUUAUGUAACGCAACGGCGGUAUACUAACGGUACACUGAGUAUCUCAUGGAUCGGUUGACCACUGAAGCCAAAGACGUAGCACGUUUGAUGCCUAGCCUAGUCACCAUGGAAACCGCCGGUGUGGCCUAACCCGUAGCUGUGCAAUUUUGAGUGUCCUACAGCGGCACAUGCUGUAUCACACCUGUACUGUACAUAUGUAAAGUCACAAUAAAAAUGUAUAUAGCUUCUUU
Triplophysa dalaica is the source of this 5539-nucleotide messenger RNA. It is a transcript of the gene vav3a, whose product is annotated as guanine nucleotide exchange factor VAV3. Gene Ontology annotation, cellular component: cytoplasm; plasma membrane. The record is from RefSeq and is a predicted model, not a curated record. Gene Ontology annotation, molecular function: guanyl-nucleotide exchange factor activity; protein binding. The transcript is spliced from 27 exons. NCBI's taxonomy places the organism in Eukaryota, Metazoa, Chordata, Actinopteri, Cypriniformes, Nemacheilidae. Gene Ontology annotation, biological process: regulation of GTPase activity; cell migration; intracellular signal transduction. Bases 209 to 2701 code for a protein of 830 amino acids.